Messenger RNA from Phlebotomus papatasi, 1392 nucleotides. RefSeq names its product putative oxidoreductase SadH. NCBI's taxonomy places the organism in Eukaryota, Metazoa, Arthropoda, Insecta, Diptera, Psychodidae. Gene Ontology annotation, cellular component: lipid droplet. The transcript is spliced from 4 exons. Gene Ontology annotation, molecular function: oxidoreductase activity, acting on the CH-OH group of donors, NAD or NADP as acceptor. The coding region runs from base 333 to 1325 and encodes 330 amino acids. The record is from RefSeq and is a predicted model, not a curated record.
UAAACUGUUUUAAGCAAUCUUUGAUGUAUGAAGCGGUUCAAAUCCGUAGAGAAUCGAUAAGGGAUAGCAUCGAAAUCAGGAGAUUGAGCAUUUUGCAAAGUAUGGAACGCUUUGGCACUCAUUUUUAUUUUCUUAUUUAUUUUUCUUAUUUAUCAAAUAUAUUCCGUGAUGUCUGGCGUUAUGUGUAAAUGUAUUGUGUGUUGCAUUAUUUUUCAACUCAAAAUAUUCCCAGAAACGAGAAUACAGAACUUUGAGAACGUCUGUGAAGUCUUCAGUACUCAUUCAUUGUUUGACGAUAUUAGAUCGCGAAUUUUGAGUUUCGGAACCACACAAUGGACACAACGAGAAUCUUUGAGAGUGAAACUACUAAAUAUCUUGCAUCAGAAGCAGAUGGGAUAACAUUAAAGACUCGUCUUUGGCUGACUAUAUAUCAUUCCGUAUUAUUCAACUUAUCAUGCGUGUCUGGAUUCUUAUUAACAGUUUGUGGAAUUUUUCGAAUGCGAUGUAGUCCAAAAAGUAUCGAAGGACAGGUUGUUUUAGUGACAGGUGCAGCAAAUGGAAUAGGUCGGGAGAUUUGCCUGAAACUAUGUAGGGAAAAGUGUAAAAUCAUCGUGGCGGACAUAAAUUUCCAUGAAGCGGAAAAAACAGCUGAGGAUAUCCGGAACAUAGGGGGAGAAGCAAGGGCCUAUAAGCUUGACGUAGCGGAUUUUGAAGCUGUUAAACAACUUCGUGAAGAAAUAUUGAAAGAUUUUGGAUAUGUUGAUAUUCUGAUUAACAAUGCUGGACUCCUUGCAAUCCUGACUCUUAGUAAUGCUACUCCAGAGCAAAUUGAUAGAGUUGUAACCGUCAAUGUGACCUCAGUGGUUAAAAUUACAAAACUCUUUCUCGAAGAUAUGGUCAAAAUGAAGAAGGGUCAUAUUGUGGCCAUUUCGGCAGCUUUUGGACUUUCCCCAAUCUCAAAAACGGUCUACGGACUUACCAUGUUUGCUCUCCGAGGAUUCAUGACCUGCCUCAAUCAAGAGAUACUUAUCAAUGGAUGGGAGGAUGGUAUCAAAACCACAUGUGCUUUUCCUUUUUACACCUCAACCAGAAAAGAGCUCACGGACUACACGGAAAGUCUAAAUCUAAAUCUUACAGGAAAAAUGUUCCUGAAUACACCUUCAGAUGUUGCUACUUCAGUUGUAAAUGGGAUAAAAUGGGAAAGGAGAAAUAUUUCCAUUCCAGGUGGAUUUUACUUCCUGAUGAACUUUAUGGGAAUAUUUACUCCAAACAUCAUAAGGAGAUUCUAUAGGAUGGUCUUUGGACAGAGGAAAAACUUUCCCUAAAAAUCUGAAUGAUCUGAAUGAUAGCAUUUGCACAAACAAAAUGUACAAUAAAGGUAGAAAAGAAAGG